CCUGCCAACCACUGUUGCCCCAACAACCACCACCACCACUGUGGCUUCUACUACGGCAAUUAAAACUGCAGGUCCUACAACAACAACCACAACUGCUGCUCCUACAAUGACUACAACUGCAGCAUCUACAAGUACAACCACAAUCGUACUUCCUACCUUGACAACGACAACUGCAACUUUUACCUCAACUUCUAUGGCUUCAGUGACAUCAACAACUAGAUUUGGCACAGUGAUGUUUUUUGUUAGACUGAUGUUCCAGCUCAACACACCAGUCCCCACUAAGGAUGAUGUCCUUGGUGUCGUCGACAAGCAACUGUAUCUUCAAUUCAACAAUCAGACAAACACUCAAACCACCUUCCAGAAUGGAACUUAUAUCAAACUUACAGAUACUUCAUUUGCCGUCGAUCUUGGUUUCAAAAUAACCAAUGUAACCAUGGAGUCGCAAAGCAAUAGCCUCACUCUCACCAAUGAGACCUACAGCCAGAUAGAGGAUUCAAUUAACAGCCUACUCCAUGAUAUUCUUUGUAAACCAGACGGCAAACAGUUUGACUUUCCCAAACCCAACUUCACUACUGUUGGCACUCAAAUCAGGGCAGACGUGAUGUAUGUAUACAAAAAGGAAGACAUCAACCUCCCUAGUGCUUUUCUAGAGGAAGUCUUUAAAGUCUCAGUGACAUCAACAACUAGAUUUGGCACAGUGAUGUUUUUUGUUAGACUGAUGUUCCAGCUCAACACACCAGUCCCCACUAAGGAUGAUGUCCUUGGUGUCGUCGACAAGCAACUGUAUCUUCAAUUCAACAAUCAGACAAACACUCAAACCACCUUCCAGAAUGGAACUUAUAUCAAACUUACAGAUACUUCAUUUGCCGUCGAUCUUGGUUUCAAAAUAACCAAUGUAACCAUGGAGUCGCAAAGCAAUAGCCUCACUCUCACCAAUGAGACCUACAGCCAGAUAGAGGAUUCAAUUAACAGCCUACUCCAUGAUAUUCUUUGUAAACCAGACGGCAAACAGUUUGACUUUCCCAAACCCAACUUCACUACUGUUGGCACUCAAAUCAGGGCAGACGUGAUGUAUGUAUACAAAAAGGAAGACAUCAACCUCCCUAGUGCUUUUCUAGAGGAAGUCUUUAAAGUCUCAGGUAUGCUGCUUUUGUUGCUAUUUCUGUCCUACAACAACAACCACAACUGCUGCUCCUACAAUGACUACAACUGCAGCAUCUACAAGUACAACCACAAUCGUACUUCCUACCUUGACAACGACAACUGCAACUUUUACCUCAACUUCUAUGACUUCAGUGACAUCAACAACUAG
Molecule: messenger RNA, 1312 nt
Organism: Coregonus clupeaformis (lake whitefish)
Lineage: Eukaryota; Metazoa; Chordata; Actinopteri; Salmoniformes; Salmonidae
Exons: 11
Coding region: 107-1312 (401 amino acids)
Source: RefSeq, a predicted model, not a curated record